CAAAACUACUUAUUUUGCAACUUUUUGCGCUAAGCACGUUUUCCUGUGUGCGCUUCAUGUGUGUGUUUCUGGCUCCUCUCUCCAGGAGCCACAUCCUCCUCCUCCUCCUCCUCCUCCUCCUCCUCCUCCUCCAAACAUGGCGCCGGCCCGCAGCUGUGCUGCCUCCCCGACGGACGACGCGGAGAAGCGGCGUAAGGAGCGUCGUAGGACUGAGUAGAUUUUUUUAUUUUAAUUUUUUAAUCAUGAACGUGUUUUAAAACUUGUUUAAAACGAAAGAAACAAUAAUAAAAGCUACUUUCCUCGGAACUGAGCCGAACGGGAGCUUUUACGCACGGAUUUGGAGACGUUCGUGCGUCAGAUUGUGCGCGUAACGGGAAUCCCACCUGUUCGACGAAGGUAGAUUUCGAUCCUUUUUAUCUACUAGGAUGUGAAAUCUCCCCGAUUUUGUCCCGAGCAAGCGGAGCAGACGGAGGGGAACGAAGGGGGAACUGGGGGGUCAGAGCUGGCGCUGGAGAGAACAUGUGGAGGAGCUGGAACUCCGAGGCUGUAGGGGAGUAAGUCUUUCCAGGAAAAAGGGGGACCAACAACAACAACAACAACAAGUUUUCCGCUCUUGAAGAGGAUGGAUGGAGAACAUUCUGCACUGUCAGGAGUGGAGAGGGACCGAGAGAGGCUCCCACCAAUUUACAGCAACUCUUCCUGUGUUGUUUUGGGACGAGGAGCAAAGCAGCCAUUUCCAUCUCUGGGUAACUUCAUCUCGUCUCUCAGUCAGAAGAGGGAUGUGGGAGGGCGGGGCUUUCCUGCCAGCUUUGCGGGCACCUUGACCAGCACAGUGGGACUCAGACAUGGAAGAGAACUGCCUCCGAUCUGCAAUGACGUUCGUCAGAAGCACCGACUCUCCAUCGACACUCUGCCUCCAGAACUCAAAGCCCCGUUCCCCUUGGACCCCAUCAUUCCGCUUCGAACCAAGACCACCAAAGAGUUUCAAGAGGAUAUGGAUCGAGCUGCCCUAUCAGGAGACUGGAGGGAAGUUCGGGACUUUUAUCUGACCACCUUUGAGUCUUUCAUCGAAAUCAACGCGGCCUUCAAGCGGGAGGCGAAUGGAUUGUUCAACACAAUAGAGGACUCAGGAGUCAACGCAAAGUUUGUUAAUGCCGUCUAUGAUGCGCUGCUCAGCACACCUCAAGACAUCCAGAAGUCAGUCCUGAAAGGGAUCAUUAACAGCCUGCUGAGGGAGUGGAAAGGACCUCGAACCAAAGACGAUCUACGAGCUUAUUUCAUCCUCCUUCAGAACCCACAGUAUUCGAGCACCAACACAUAUGUGAUAUACGCUCACCUGUUGCGUCAAAUCGCUGCUUUGUCUGAGGCGGAUCACCACUUCCUGGUUCAUUGGCUCAAAAGACUGUCUGCACGCCGCUUCCGACAGCUGGUAGAGCGCCUCCUGCAGUUCAUCUCCACCCGCCUGUUUCCUGCAGACCCAGAUGAGCUUCCUCCUUCGUCGAAGUGCUCCUGGUGGAUUCCCUCUGCCACCAAAGUGCUCAGUCUAUUCAGUAAGCUUCACACGAACCUCACAGCUGGAUGUGUUUGUGUUUUUUUUAAUGUUCUUUUUCUCUUUUUGUGUCCAGACGCAGCCAACAGUGUCUCCUCUCCACCCAUAAUGCCCUUCACUGACUUCUACAACAUCACUCUUGACCACAUUGACUUCAUGGAGGAGUACAGAACCUGGCAAAACUACGGCAACUCAAAUAGGUUUUCUUUCUGUCAGUUUCCGUUCAUCCUGUCCACAGUGGUGAAGAAAGCCAUCAUCCAGAAAGACUCGGAACAGCAGAUGAUCAGCCAGGCCAGGCAAAGCUUGGUCAGUAAAGUUUCUCGCAGGCAGAGAGUGGACAUGAACCUUCUGUUCCUCAACAUUAAAGUACGACGAGCACAACUUCUCAGCGACUCACUGGAUGAGUUGACGAGGAAGCGGUGUGACCUGAAGAAGAAGCUGCGGGUGACGUUUGUCGGGGAGGCGGGGCUCGACAUGGGCGGCCUGACGAAGGAGUGGUUCCUGCUGCUGGUGCGACAGAUCUUCCACACAGACUACGGGAUGUUCACCUACAUGAAAGACUCGCGCUGCCAUUGGUUCAGCAGUUGGAAGUGUGACAACUAUUCAGAGUUCCAGUUGGUGGGAACCCUGAUGGGCUUAGCGGUUUAUAACAGUAUCGCUCUGGACAUCCACUUCCCUCUCUACUGUUACAGGAAGCUCCUCAGUCCACCCACUGUACCAUGUGACCAGAAUGCCUUUGUUGGCAUGGCAACGGCCACCUUAGAGGACCUGCAGCAGGUCAUGCCUGAGCUGGCUCAUGGUUUAGGGGAGCUGCUGAGCUACGAGGGGAAUGUGGAGGAGGACUUCUACCUCACCUUCCAGAUUAGUCAGGAGGAGAUGGGCAUUAUGAAAUCCUACAACCUGAAGCCUGGAGGAGAUAAAAUCCCCGUCACCAAGCAGAACAGAAAGGAGUAUGUCCAGCUCUACGUCGACUUCCUGCUGAAUAAAUCCAUUUAUAAACAGUUUGCUGCCUUUUACCAUGGCUUCCAUAGUGUGUGUGCCUCUGAUGCCUUAAUGCUGCUGCGGCCAGAGGAAGUGGAGAUGCUGGUGUGUGGGAGUCCAGAACUGGACAUGAGCGCGCUGCAGAAAGCCGCCCAGUACGAAGGCUACAACAAAGCAGACACCACAGUCAGGUGUUUCUGGGAAGUGGUGUUGGCGUUCCCGCUGGAGCUGCAGAAGAAGCUUCUCCACUUCGCCACAGGAAGCGAUCGCGUUCCCGUCGGCGGCAUGGCUGAUCUCAACUUUAAAAUCUCCAAAAUCGAUGUUCCAACUGACUGGCUGCCCGUCUCUCACACGUGUUUCAACCAGAUCUGCUUGCCUCCCUACCGCACCAGAAAGGAGCUCAAGCACAAACUCACCAUCGCCAUCUCCAACGCCGAGGGCUUCGGCCUGGAGUGACCAGCCAGAAAGCUCAAACACACGUGUGCACGCUAACUGUCAGUGCUGCGGCGCGUCUGCUUUCCAUGGAUCUUCACGGCUGCACACGUGACUGGAAAUGCUUCGCGUUGCAAAACAGUUGGACGGAUCAAUUUAGCUUUCCCUUGUGUUUGUUUUUGUUUAUUUUGAACCUGCAGCAUUUAACUUAUUGUAUUUGCACAUGAACUCUUGUUGCUAUAAACCGGCCUAGAAGGAAGUUCUCAACUUUCUAAUUGCAGUACUGUGCAAAAGCCUGAAUCAGUUUAGAUUAAAAAUGUUUACAGUGAGGCAGCAGCACAGAAAAUGUUUAAAUCUUCCUAAACAUCUGGAAUCUGUCUGCUUGCUUUGAAUGGUUUUAAGAUGAUCGUAAGUAGACCGAGUGUGUUUGAAAGUUCCAGAAGUCUUACGUCUGUUUUUCCAGUGCUUAAUCUCAUCAAUAGCUAUGUUAAAAACAAAGCUAGCUGGCCGCUAACUAUGUUAAAACAAAGUUAGUGGACCGCUAACUAUGUUAAAAAAAAGCUAGCUUACCGCUAACUAUGUUAAAACAAAGCUAGCUGACUGCUAACUAUGUUGAAAACAAAGCUAGCUGACCGCUAACUAUGUUAAAAAAAGCUAGCUGAUCACUUAUUGUGUUAAAAAUAAAAAAAUAAAGCUAGCUGACCGCUAACUAUGUUAAAAACAAAGCUAGCUGACCGCUAACUAUGUUAAAACAAAGCUAGCUGACCGCUAACUAUGUUAAAAACAAAGCUAGCUGACCGCUAACUUUGUUAAAAAAAGCUAGCUGAUCACUUAUUAUGUUAAAAAUAAAGCUAGCUGACCGCUAACUAUGUUAAAACAAAGUUAGUGUACCGCUAACUAUGUUAAAACAAAGCUAGCUGACCACUAACUAUGUUGAAAACAAAGCUAGCUGACCGCUAACUAUGUUAAAGAAAAGCUAGCUGAUCACUUAUUAUGUUAAAAAUAAAAAAAUAAAGCUAGCUGACCGCUAACUAUGUUAAAAACAAAGCUAGCUGACCGCUAACUAUGUUAAAACAAAGUUAGUGGACCGCUAACUAUGUUAAAAAAAAGCUAGCUGAUCACUUAUUAUGUUAAAUACAAAGCAAGCUGACCGCUAACUGUGUUAAAAACAAAGCUAGUGGACCGCUAACUAUUUCAAAAACAAAGCUAGUGGUCUGUUACCUAUGUUAAUAACAAAGUGCUUAAUCUCAUCAAUAUACUGGUAAAAACUUUACAGCAUUUGCUUAUCUUAGCUGUGUUUAAUCCUUUUGCACAAUAUUGUAGUUAUCACCUGAAAGAAGUUGAGUAAAAUUUGUAGCGAAUUUCAAAUAAAAAAAAUCUUGUGUUUCCGCAUUUCAAUUGAUCUCUAAGAAUCUGGAAUCAAUCAGGUUAUUGGUCUUAAAGCAGAAAAAGUUUAUAUCUCUCAGGUAAAAGUAUUCCACGUUGUCAUACUAUUUUGUAAAUGAUGAGAAAAGUAUAUAUAUUAUUGGUCUACCACUAUAUAAUUCUUUUUUUCAAAUGUACUAAUUGGCAGGUACAAUAGUGUCAGCAUUAGUAAGCUAACUCGUUUGAGAUGUAUGAAUUGUGUGCAGACUGUAGUCACUUUGGUUAUAUCCCACAAACUGUUUUGUGUUUGCUUUGUUCGCAGCACACUGUUGUGAUUUGUUGCUGUGCAGGGAGAAGAGUGCGCCUGUAUAUCUUGUGAGUUGCUUUACGGUUUUAUUGACAUUGCCGCCUUCCGUGUUGAACAAAGGCCGCAGCAAAAGUGUUUGUGAAUGUGGAAGCCGAGCUGCAGACUGACGGCUCGGGUUUGUUUGUGUCAUGGCUGCCAGGAGAGAGAGAGAAUUGGCAGAUACUGAAUACGUUUGGUGGUUGAUUGUUUAGAUAUAAUUCAUCUUAAAAUCUGCUCUUGAAGUGAUGAUAGUUUGUCUGUGGCUACACCGGCUUGUGCAACGCUGGGAAGCUUCAUGACAAGUCAGUGCAGAAGGAAUGGAGUGUGAAGUUUUCUAGUUCUGAGGCCUUCAACGUGAUCUCAUUCCUGUUAAAGUACCUAAGUCAGUCCCUCCAGGAUUUUCUGAUUGCUACUAUUAAUGCAAAUUAAUUUGUGCACACCCCGCAAAUUUACGUUUUCAUUGCAACUUGACUACAACUUCGACCAAUCUUUCUUGAUGACCUCAAUCGUUUCCCGUGUGACUCCUUCCCUUCCCAAGAGCCGUGCUCUUUUUUAUUUUAUUUUAUUUUUUUUAUCAAGCACCAAUUCAAAUUCUUCCCUUCUCCCUUCCCCUUCAUUUGGCCCUCCAAACGGUGAGUUAAGAGAAAAAUGAGUCUCAUCAUUCGGACGUUACUUUUGUUCAGUGACAUCACCAAUAAUCGCCAGUCUGCUAGCGUUAGCGCGGAGCGGUACAGCAACAAGAACGGAUAUCACUCUAAGAAAGUAAAGAAGAUAAGUGGUUCUGGAAAAAGAAGCAAAAUCUGGAACCACUUCACUUUGAUUGAUAAUAAGAGUGUAGAGUCUGCAUACAAAAAAAAAUGAUAUAGAAUUGCCUCCAGAACUAAAAUUGCAACUUUUUUUACAACUUUUCACAAAAGUUGCCGCAACAUCAGUUUUUUUAGGCCGUAACAAUUAUAAAUAUCUGCUGCAAAAUCCUGGAGGGUCUGUUUCAGUAUCUUUGGUUACUAACCUCACAGAAAAACAGAUAAAGCAGUUAAAGUUACGGUUUUGUUUUAAAACUCGAGUGGGUUGAACUGACUUUGUUCCACUGACUUUGAAUGCAAUUUUAUUUUAUUUGAAAAUCUGUUUUUCUGUUCAUUUUAAAGCAAGAAUUCACAAUUGUGUUCAUUUCUGAAGCAAAUAAAUUCCACUUUUGUUCACUUAAAAUCAUACUGUAAAAACAGUUUAUAAUAAUCCAACAAAAGUUUGUUUUAGAAUACAACUUUAACCAAUAAAUUGACAUUAUUAGAAGUUGAGUCAAAAUUGUGAUUAUAGUAAAGUCCCACUCCAACCAUACUUUUUUCUAUCAUAAAAUCGUUCCCAGUGAUCUUUUAAUUAUGACGUUUUUAGCUAAAAUCAAAACUAGGACAUAUUUUUUUUCCACACAGGCAGUAUUAGAAAUACAAUUCUGGGUUGUGACCGGGACUGUUAACUCUGAGCAACCCCGGCCCCUCUUCCCAGUUUAAGCUAACAUUAGCCACACAAAAAUAAUGUUCUUAACAUUUUCAAGCAUCGAGUUUUCUGAUCCAACACAAUAUGAAUUGAGAAGUACUUUGUUUUAAUUGUAAAUUCUUUAUAUUAAAAUCCCACCAGUUGUCACCCACCAAAGUGUGUGAAAUGUGACCCAUCCCCUGGGGGAGGGGUGAGCUGCAGACACAGCUGCUCUCAGGAACCAUUUGGUGGUUUAACCCCCGAUCCAACCCCAAUCAAGCAGGGAGGCACUGGGUCCCAUUUUGGUUUGGAUUUGAACUCUCGACGUUCCAGUCUCAGGACGGACACUCUACCACAAGGCCACUGAGCUGGUAUAUAGGUUUAUAGGUCCUCUACGAUGGGAAAAACGCUACAAGAACAUGUUAAGAAACGCCAAAAAAGGAGGAUUUUCAUUGGUGUGGGUCUUUAAAUGGUUUGGCAGCUUUAUGUGACAGUGGAAGUGCUCUGAUUGUUGUCUUUUCCGAUCAAAACACAUUCAGUGGAGCUGAAGUUUUCUUCUCUUUUUUUCAGCUGCUUGCAAAGGUUAAAAAAACUUUUUCUUAAACUUUUAAGACUAUUUUGGCUUCAUCUGCAGCAGAUACCUCUUUUAAUGAGUUCAUUUGAUUAUUUGAAGCUUGAUUUAUUCCUAGAAAACCGUAGAUUACGAAGCGGGAGAGUAAGUGCAUAAAGUCGUUAUGCCUCUUAAGUGCAAUAACUGGUUCUCUAUUUCUGCUUAAAUUAAUUCAGUUUUAACUUGUUUCAUACAGUCAUAACUUUAACUUUCUUCAAAUAUCCAUUUAAAACACAAAGGUAGAUCAGAACUGAACCAUACAGCUUGGAUUUCGAACAAAAAUGCUCCACGAAGGCCUUCUGUAACUUCUGAGUGUGAGCAGUCUUGGCUCCGGACCAGCGGAGCUCCCCUAUAGAAGGUUGCCAUGGCGAAACCGAGCUAAAAGAGAAAUUCCAGUAGCCGAGCAACGGGCCAGCAACCUCUGUGGCUGCGCUGUCCAAAUUUACAUCCGUCUAAUCUGGGUCACUUUUUUUACCGAACCGCAGGAGUUUAUGUUUGGGCCCAAAAAGCUUCUCUUGCAACAAUGCAUCCAUUAUGCAAGUCUAUAAACUAUCUCGAGCAAAAGAAGUGAAGAAAAAUCAGUUUAGCGGAUGAUCAGUUGGCUGAUUAAACCAUUACAAAUCUAGUAACUUUCUAACAUUCUGCUUCUAGAAGGUGACAUUUAAUGAAGGCUGAAAGGAGCAUUUUAUACAACCAUUUAUAGAACUUGUUUGCCUGCUUCACCCUGAUUUAUAAAAUCUAAUCUGGCCACUUUAUAUUUAUAGUGUCUGUCAUGUAAAAAAAAAGUUAAAAAACUAAACAGUGGAUCCUUUUUGCCAUGAUGUCGGUUCAGAUCAGCACAAGGAAGCAAGAAAUGUAUUUUUACUUUAAGUUUGACGUAUUAUAACCAAACCUCAUCAUUGUUUAAAGAAGAUUUUAUGUCAUUUGUUGUCUGUAAAAAGGACCAAAGUGGAUAAACAGGAGAAAGAUCUUGAUAAAAGUCUAUUUGAAAAUAGUUCAGAUGGGUUCUAAAAGUUUGCUCAGGUGUAAUUACUUUCAUGUCAAGUAAAAAAAGUUUUUCUUUUAAACUGUAAACCUUAAGGUUGAUCGCCGUCUGUCCGACGCGGCGCACAUCAGAGCCUGUUGGCCAGGCAUGACCCAGUUUUGUAAAAUGCAAAUGUGUUAUGCUUCUCUGUCACUCCGGCCUUAUGUAAUGCAUUGUGUGUACAGCUGAGAUUCAACAGUUACAGUAAAAGUUCACCUCUCAAGUUCAAA
Messenger RNA from Oryzias melastigma (Indian medaka), 8007 nucleotides. RefSeq names its product HECT domain containing 2 (gene hectd2). Gene Ontology annotation, molecular function: ubiquitin protein ligase activity. The coding region runs from base 623 to 2986 and encodes 787 amino acids. Lineage: Eukaryota; Metazoa; Chordata; Actinopteri; Beloniformes; Adrianichthyidae. The record is from RefSeq and is a predicted model, not a curated record. The transcript has 21 exons. Gene Ontology annotation, biological process: protein polyubiquitination.